UUGAAUAAUAACAAAAAGAAAUUAGACAUUUCAAUAAUCUCACAUUUCAUUACAUAAGCAAAAGAAAGCGAAGCAUUAUUCUCUCAUCGUCGCGAUCUCUCUUCCUCGCUCAUUCAACCCUAUCUUUCGAUCUCCGUUUUCCACUCAGGUUUGAAUUUAGGAUUAGGUAAUCAUGUUUGGUGUUGCGAGGCGAAGGGUUGCUUCUGGCGGCACAUCUUCGUUGCUGAAAUUAAGGUCUGGCCCUGCUAGGGUUUCUUCCGUUUUGGAAAAAGAGAUUGCAUUAAGCUCAGGAAGCUGUGGGAAUGUUCGAAAUUUCAGUCACAUAACACCUGGACGCUUGAUUAAUUCCAAACCAACAAGGGAUGUCUUUCAUCAGGAGGUUUCCAUUCAAACAUGGAGGCGUUCAUUUUCUUCGGAUAAUGGAGAUACUGUUGACGUUGUGGUGCCUCCAUUGGCUGAAUCCAUCGAAGAUGGGACUCUUGCGAAAUUUCUGAAAAGGCCUGGUGACAGGGUUGCUGCUGAUGAACCCAUUGCUCAAAUUGAAACAGAUAAGGUGACAAUUGACGUUUCAAGUCCUGAGUCAGGUGUUAUUCUGAAGCUUCUAGCCAAUGAAGGUGAUACUGUUGAGCCAGGUCACAAGAUAGCAAUCAUAUCAAGGUCUGCUGAUGCUACUCACGUUGCGCCAUCUGAGUCAGCACCUGAAAAGCCUGCUCCCAAGCCAACUCCAAAAGCUAGUGAACCCGAGGAGAAGAAAGCUCCUAAAGUUGAAACUGCUACAAAAGAGAAGCCUAAAGCACCUGCUCCUCAAAGCUCUCCAUCUGAGCCACAACUUCCUCCUAAGGAAAGAGAAAGACGAGUUCCUAUGACAAGGAUUAGGAAACGGGUUGCUACACGGUUGAAAGAUUCCCAAAACACAUAUGCUAUGUUGACAACCUUCAAUGAAGUUGAUAUGUCUAAUUUAAUGAAACUCCGUGCUGAUUAUAAGGAUGCUUUUGUUGAAAAGCAUGGAGUCAAAUUGGGACUUAUGUCUGGAUUUAUCAAAGCUGCUGUCAAUGCACUUCAACAUCAACCGAUUAUAAAUGCCGUCAUUGAUGGGGAUGAUAUUAUAUACAGAGAUUAUAUUGAUAUCAGCAUAGCUGUUGGAACUCCAAAGGGACUUGUUGUGCCAGUUAUCCGGAAUGCUGAUACAAUGAACUUUGCGGAUAUAGAGAAACAGAUCAAUACUUUUGCAAAGAAGGCUAAUGCUGGAACUUUAUCAAUUGAUGAGAUGGCUGGAGGCACUCUAACAAUAUCAAAUGGCGGUGUUUAUGGCAGUCUUUUAAGUACCCCUAUUAUCAACCCUCCUCAGUCGGCAAUCUUGGGUAUGCAUUCGAUUGUGAGCCGUCCAUCUGUUGUUGGAGGAGUGGUUGUUCCAAGGCCACUGAUGUACAUUGCUCUAACAUAUGAUCAUAGAAUCAUUGAUGGAAGAGAGGCAGUGUUCUUUCUGCGACGCAUCAAAGAUACUGUGGAGGACCCUCGCAGGCUUUUGCUCGACAUAUAAACUGAAUCUCAAAGUCGUUAAAAGUAAAUUAAACCUCUUAGAAUUCUAUUACCAUAAUGGGCACCCCUUUGUUUGGCUCUUGAAUUGCGGCGUGGUUUACAGUAUUUAUAUUCAUUGAGCAAGUUCUUUAGGAUCAAAUCUCAGUUUAUCUGACAAACUCAGCAUGUUUGUACUUUCCUUUCACCUAUUCCCUCAAAAAAUUGAGGGUCCACAGUUUUUGGCUCAUAAAUUGUAUGAAACGACUUCUAAGCAUAUUACGGAUUCCCUGAAGUAAUACUGCUGUUUAAGUUCAUGGUACAAUUUGCUACUAUAAUUUUGCAAUAAAAGAAAUUUUUUGAACA
Vicia villosa (hairy vetch) is the source of this 1881-nucleotide messenger RNA. Its product is annotated as dihydrolipoyllysine-residue succinyltransferase component of 2-oxoglutarate dehydrogenase complex 1, mitochondrial. The transcript has 15 exons. Gene Ontology annotation, cellular component: oxoglutarate dehydrogenase complex. Gene Ontology annotation, molecular function: dihydrolipoyllysine-residue succinyltransferase activity. NCBI's taxonomy places the organism in Eukaryota, Viridiplantae, Streptophyta, Magnoliopsida, Fabales, Fabaceae. Gene Ontology annotation, biological process: tricarboxylic acid cycle. The record is from RefSeq and is a predicted model, not a curated record. Bases 173 to 1540 code for a protein of 455 amino acids.